CGAUAAGAAGUGAAAUUGAGGUCAGAUGGCUCUGAGUAGGCCCCAGCCCUACGCUAAAAUUAUUGACGGUGUGCCGAGGUGUCCCUUCGCGACUCCGGAAAGCGUAAGGCAUGGCCUACGCUUCAUGGCACAGAAAGGCGACGUACUGGAGGUGUCAUAUCCCAGAAGCGGCACUCACUGGGUCCAGUGCAUCAUACAGUUGAUCUUGAACAGAGGGGAGCCAUUCAGCGAAUACAUGGAGUUUCGACUACGUGCUCCUAUAAUCGAAUACCGCCCAGACCUCCCGCCACGCCCUACCAGCAAGCCACUGCGGACUUUGUGCACGCACCUUCCACUGUGCUUGGAAAAGCUGAACCCGGAGGCGAAGUAUGUCUACGUGGCCCGUAACCCUUGGGACGUCUGCGUGUCACUCUACCACCAUGUGACGUCUCUCAGCUUCUAUCGCUUUCAAGACGGAACAUUCGACGAUUUCCUCGAGGCUUUCUUCACGGGACGUCUUCCAUACGGCUGCUACUUUGAGCACCUGGUGGCCGGAUACUCACUGAAGGACGAGCCUAACAUUCUCUUCCUCACGUACGAAGAACUGCAGCGAGAUCUGCGUGGAGGGGUUCUUCGUCUUGCCAGCUUCAUGGGCGAAAAUCACUUGAAAGAUCUCAAGGAAAAUCCGGUGGAAGGGCAGAACUUAUUGGACGUUAUAGUCAAGAACACCAGCACUGAUAGCAUGAAGAAGGUAAUGAUCUUCGACCUUACCAAAAAUUUCUACCCAGAGGUGGACGAGCUCUUAAAAAACCUGAAACCAUCAACGAAAGCAGCCCACGCAGGAGACGCCAAGCGUCAUGAACUCGUGAGGAACGGCAAGGUGGGCCAGUGGAAGGAGUACUUCUCUGCCGAGCAGCUGCAACGUAUGGAGGCCGCCAUCAAAGAAAAGACCAGUGGUUCUAGCGUAAUGAGCCUAUGGAGCGACAUAAGAGCAGACGCACUGCGUAUGUGCUGAGAAAAGACAAGCUUGCAACGUUCACGCUGCUGUACAGCACCUAUAGCUGUCAAUGCCACACGGCGCACGUUCAACACGAAGUUGCGUUUUCCUUUCGUCUUGUUCUCCUCAUCGACGCCUGACAACCUACUUCAGCACACGGCUAACCCCCAAAAUUUAAACUCGGUGUAUUUGUCUUGUUGUAUUCGCUUACGUAUGAAUUUGUGAACUCAAAACACUUUAAAAUACACGUUAAAGAAGUGCACGCACACUUCUUAGAUGGCAGUACAAGGCUGGGGCGGGACGCAGUACAUCGAAAGUCAAGCUAGUGCACCUUUGAGCAGCUAAAACGUAUCUAUUGAAG
Rhipicephalus microplus (southern cattle tick) is the source of this 1337-nucleotide messenger RNA. Its product is annotated as sulfotransferase 2A8. Gene Ontology annotation, molecular function: sulfotransferase activity. The record is from RefSeq and is a predicted model, not a curated record. Lineage: Eukaryota; Metazoa; Arthropoda; Arachnida; Ixodida; Ixodidae.